CCGCACGGGCAGCUUUCAUUGUUGCACACCGACAUCCACAUGACAGCAGUCAGCGUGUGUCCUUUUGAGGGUCCAUGACUAGUGACUUCUCAGUGAACCAACACAAAUACAGCCGACAUGACAUGAAGCUGUAAGUCUGUGUGACGCAGCAGGUGAUGAGGAUGAGGAGGAUGUUCCUGCGCUCGUGUUCUCUGGCAGUCAGCUGCUUCAGGAAUCCUGCGUUCUCCACCAGAGCCUUCAGCUCCAGCCGCAGCGCUGGGAAAGAUGUGUCAGGAGAGAGCGCUCUGGAUCUGGACGCCUGGAAGACGGUGAUGAGGGCCCAAGCGCUGCGGGAGGAGAGCGAGAGAGAAAGUCCUAGUCGCUCAGCGCUGGAUGAUAACCGCGAGCUGGUGGAGAUGUGGCAUCAGGCGGGCAAGUUCGUUCCCAAGAACAUCACGGACGAGCAGCUGCAGGAUCUCGCUCGGCUCGCGACCAGAUCCGCCAAGAAGAAAUACCUGAAGUUCCUGGCCAUUAAAGAGUCACACAAGAUCUCCAAGAAGGAGAAGCAGGAGAGGAAGAGAUCCGAGAGGGAAGCCGAAACUGUGACGUUUAAAGAGGACGUGAAGGAAGAAGAAGGUGAACCGAGGAACACUUUCCUCCUGCGGUUCUGGAGCAGCUCCUCGGAUCGAGUGCAGAGCUGGAGAGCGGCACAGGCCAUGCGCUUCGGUCAGCCGCUGGUGUACGAUAUGAGCUACGAGCAUCUCAUGAGCCGGCGGGAGAUGGAGAACACCGUCACGCAGCUGAUGGAGAGCGAGGGCUGGAACCGGCGUGCCGCGGACCCCUUCCACCUGCACUUCUGCGGCCUGCAGCCGGACGGAGCAUAUCUGCACGAGCUGCGCAGACGCUACGGAUCGCAUACAUGGGAUCGACUGCUGAUCACAGCCACCGAGAGAACGCACCUGGAGAUGUUUCCUCAGAAGGAUCUGGUGUAUCUGACGGCCGAUUCCAAGCAGGUUCUGCAGGAGUUUGAUCACAGUAAGGUGUACAUCAUCGGUGCGAUGGUGGACCGCUCCAUUCACUCCGGCGUGUCUCUGGCCAACGCCAAACGCCUGCGACUGACCACAGCACGCCUGCCGCUGGACGAGCAUCUGGACUGGGAGUGUGGAGCCAAGAACCUGACCCUGGACCAGAUGAUGCGGAUCCUGAUCACGCUGAAGCACACGGGCUGCUGGAAGAAAGCGCUGGAGUUCGUGCCCAAGAGGAAACACGCCGGCUUCACGGGAGUCACAAAGAGUCGCUUCGUUGGGAACGAUUCUUCAGAGAUUCGCUUCGCCGCUGGAGAUCAGAGCAAGCUGAAGAACAGAACAGAUGGACAGAAAAAACCAGCAGGAAGAGCCAAACACUGGGAGGAUCGGGAUUAAUACUGACUUCACCUUUACUGACACUUUCUGUGAUCCUCGUUACUCUCAACAAUAAAAUCAUGAUUUCUGAUUCCUCUUACAACAAUCUGUUCUUUCAUAUGGACUUGAGUACGAAAUUAUUUAUGUACAUAGUAUAAUUAUUAAAGUAAAAUCUAAAGAUUUCUUUCAUAUAUUUAUGUUUUAGAACCAUUGCUUUUCAUUAUUAUGACAAUUAGUCACAUUUUCAUCCUCACUUUUAAGAAAUAUUUUCAUAAUGAAAAAAAAGCAGCAAUAUGGUAAUAUUUCACCCCAAAAUCCAAGACAAAAAUAAGAAAUUAUAUUUUGGAUUCAAGCAAUAAAGCAUGUUGUAGGACCA
Messenger RNA from Carassius carassius (crucian carp), 1755 nucleotides. Its product is annotated as tRNA methyltransferase 10 homolog C-like. Lineage: Eukaryota; Metazoa; Chordata; Actinopteri; Cypriniformes; Cyprinidae. The transcript has 4 exons. Gene Ontology annotation, cellular component: nucleus; mitochondrion; nucleoplasm. The record is from RefSeq and is a predicted model, not a curated record. Gene Ontology annotation, molecular function: tRNA binding. Bases 156 to 1400 code for a protein of 414 amino acids. Gene Ontology annotation, biological process: positive regulation of mitochondrial translation; mitochondrial tRNA 5'-end processing.